AUGUUUUCUUUCUCAUUUGCAACUAAUUUGGGGGGUUUAAAGGUAAGUAAACAAAGGCUCAUGCUUAAAGGGUUACUUCAAAUUAUUGGUCUCAAGAAGGAGUGGCCGGUGUUUACUUUAGAUGAGGUACGCCAACACAACGACCGCUCCUCAAUUUGGAUAGUUGCAGGGAACUCUGUAUAUGAUGUCACCUAUAUUCUAGACACACACCCUGGGGGUCUCAAUGCGCUUCUGCGUCGAGGUGGUGGCGUGAAGGACUGCACCGAGGAUUUUUACUUCCAUAGUCGUGCCGCGCGGAGAGCGUGGAACUCUCUUAAGAUUGGUGAGUUGGACCUUGGAGAAGCCAUGGGAAUAGGAACUCUUGCUGUUUCUUUGACAGGCUCACGGGAUGGUAAUGCUGCGCCGGAGGCAUCGCCCGUGAAUCAUGCGUGUGCUAGUUGGGAAUGCGAUGGCGGCAAGAACUGCUGCUGCACUAGUACUGUAGAAACACACGGGAGCACAUCUGAGCCAGUUCCAGAGCGUUUAUGUAGUGAAUGUUUGCACCGUCACUCGGCGUGGCGAUAA
This is a messenger RNA of Trypanosoma cruzi, 564 nucleotides long. Its product is annotated as cytochrome b5, putative. Lineage: Eukaryota; Euglenozoa; Kinetoplastea; Trypanosomatida; Trypanosomatidae. Bases 1 to 564 code for a protein of 187 amino acids. The transcript has a single exon. Gene Ontology annotation, cellular component: membrane; intracellular membrane-bounded organelle. Gene Ontology annotation, molecular function: heme binding. The record is from RefSeq and is a predicted model, not a curated record.